ACGACUCGGUGCCCGCAGUCUUGCCAGACGACUCGGUGCCCCAGUCUUGCCAGACGACUCGGUGCCCGCUGUUCCGCCAGUUGACUCGAUGCCCGCUGUUCCGCCAGUUGACUCGGUGCCCACUGUCGUGCCUGGUGACUCGGUGCCCGCCGCUCCGCCUGGGGGCCCGAGACCUGUCGCUCCGCCUGGGGGCCUGAGACCUGUCGCUCCGCCUGGGGGCCUGAGACCUGUUGCUCCACCUGGGGGUCCGGCGCGCGCCACUCCCGCCUGGGGUCCGGCGCCCGCCGCUCCGCCUGGGGGCCUGAGACCUGUCGCUCCG
Staurois parvus is the source of this 319-nucleotide messenger RNA. The record is from the annotation of a GenBank genome assembly. Lineage: Eukaryota; Metazoa; Chordata; Amphibia; Anura; Ranidae.